Arachis duranensis is the source of this 993-nucleotide messenger RNA. RefSeq lists its product as uncharacterized. Lineage: Eukaryota; Viridiplantae; Streptophyta; Magnoliopsida; Fabales; Fabaceae. The transcript is spliced from 2 exons. The record is from RefSeq and is a predicted model, not a curated record. The coding region runs from base 1 to 993 and encodes 330 amino acids.
AUGGGUACGGUCGGCGAUGAGGUCAAUGUUGAUGAGCUCGGGGAUAUAGAUUGGGAAGAAGAUAAUAAUGAUAGCGAAGAGAAAUUUGAAGUUAACUAUGAAGUCGAUGACGAAAACGAUGACGAAGACUUGGCAAGCAAUCCGGUGAUGCAGAAUGAGGCGGAUGCCAUUGUAAGCCAACACCCAUUUGGUGUUCCAUCUUUUAUGCGAACUCUAGAUCUCGAAGCCAUGCAUGUCCCGGAAUUUUCUGAGUAUGCGAAUACGGGUGAAGGCAACGUUGCGGAGGAAGAUGGCGAGUUUAGUGUCGGAAUAGAAUUUGGUUCAAGAGAGUCGGUGAUAUCUGCAAUCAAAAGUUACACCAUCUCUAGAGGAGUUGAUUACACUGUGUAUGAGUCUGAGCCGCAUACAUUCUAUGCGAAAUGCAAGGGGUAUGGUGCAGGGUGCGACUGGCUUAUCCGAGCUAGCUUGAUUCGAAAAAAAGCUUGUUGGGAGAUCAUGAGAUACAAUGGCAAGCACACGUGCACCAUUGGCACGAUUUCACAAGAUCAUGCCAAGUUGGACUCGGACACAAUUGCAGAUGUCAUUAGGUCGUUGGUCGAAGCAGACCCCUCGAUAAAGGUGAAGUCUGUUAUUGCAGAAGUUCAAGGCAGGUUCAACUACACUGUGAGUUAUCGCAAGGCUUGGUUGGCAAAGCAGAAAGCUGUCGCAAAAGUUUUCGGUGAUUGGGAAGUUUCUUACCAGACUCUGCUAGUAUGGUUGAAAGCAAUGACAGUGAAGAUGCCAAGGUCUCGUGUUCAAAUUAAAAUGCUCCCCGUUUACCAUGAGAGUGAGGAGGUUCAAGGUGUAAGAGUUCUGCACCGCGUUUUUUGGAGCUUUUAUCCGUGUAUUGUAGCAUUCAGACACUGCAAGCCACUGGUGAUUAUCGAGGGCGAGACAGCGACGCAUGGUUACAACUUAUAUCGUCAACUCCCAUGUCGUCAAGUCCUCGCCUAA